Messenger RNA from Malassezia globosa CBS 7966, 2349 nucleotides. RefSeq lists its product as uncharacterized. Gene Ontology annotation, biological process: cellular response to heat; protein refolding; protein unfolding. Gene Ontology annotation, molecular function: ATP hydrolysis activity; ATP binding. The record is from RefSeq and is a predicted model, not a curated record. NCBI's taxonomy places the organism in Eukaryota, Fungi, Basidiomycota, Malasseziomycetes, Malasseziales, Malasseziaceae. Gene Ontology annotation, cellular component: cytoplasm; mitochondrial matrix. The transcript has a single exon. The coding region runs from base 1 to 2349 and encodes 782 amino acids.
AUGCGCAUUGCUGCGCCAGCCACAGUGUCUGGUCGGCGCGUGAACCAAACGGGACUACUUUCACGCACGCUGUUAUCGCCGCGUCACUUGCACACUACAGCGUGUCGUUUGUUGCCACCAGGCGGCGGGUUUCCUGGCAUGCGAAUGAAUAUGCAAGGCCAAGAGGCCCAGCCCGGCGAGACGCUAGCACAGUACUCUCAAGAUCUUACGAAAUUGGCACGCGAGGGGAAUGUGGAUCCUGUGAUCGGACGUGACAGCGAGAUCCGUCGCACAAUUCAAGUCUUGUCGCGUCGCACUAAAUGCAAUCCCGUGCUGGUUGGACCUGCUGGUGUAGGUAAGACAGCCAUCAUGGAGGGGUUAGCUCAGCGCAUCGUCAACAAAGAAGUGCCUGAAUCACUACAGGACAAGCGCGUGUGUGCAUUGGAUCUCGGUGCUCUUCUUGCUGGAGCUUCAUAUCGCGGAGCGUUCGAGGAACGAUUUAAAGCUCUCUUGCAUGAUAUCGAGGCAGAGCAGGGGAAAAUCAUCGUGUUUAUUGACGAACUUCACAUGUUGCUGAAUCUCGGCAAAGCAGAAGGCUCUGUCGACGCUGCAAACAUGAUGAAGCCCAUGUUGGCCCGCGGCACUCUGCAAUGUGCCGGCGCCACAACGUACGAUGAGUAUCGGAAAUAUAUCGAAAAGGACCCAGCUCUGGCGCGUCGGUUCCAAAGUGUAUCCGUACUCGAGCCGUCACCCGAAUCCACCGUUGCGAUUCUCCGUGGUCUUCGUACUCGCUACGAGGUACAUCAUGGUGUAGGAGUAAGUGAUGGUGCACUCGUUACGGCCGCAGCUUAUGCAUCACGGUAUUUGACGGAGCGUAAGCUCCCAGACUCUGCCAUCGAUCUACUCGACGAAGCCAUGUCAGCACUACGGCUUCAACAAGAAAGCAAACCCGAAGUGAUUGAGACACUUGAUCGAGAUAUCCUGACAUUGCAGAUUGAGCUGGAGUCUCUGCGUCACGAAAACGACCCUUUGUCUGUGGAACGCAAGAAGGUCGUGGAGAAGGAGCUGCAAGAAAAGCGCCAGGAGAGUGCCGCACUGACUUCUUCAUGGAUGGAGGAGCGCAGCAAACUAGAUCGUGUGAAGGAAAUAAAAGAACAACUCGAACAAUCCCGCAUCGAACUUGAACGUGCAACUCGCGAAGGCAAUUUCCAGCGUGUUGCUGAGCUGCAGUAUGGGCGUAUUCCCGAGCUGCGUCGCGAGCUUCCUAGCGAAGAGGAGAACAACGAUGCAUCAAAUAAAAACAUGCUGCACGAGCGCGUGACGAGCGACGACAUUGCUGCGGUGGUCGCCAAGAUGACAGGCGUGCCAGUGCGUAACCUGUUGCGCGGCGAGCGCGAACGUUUGCUUGGCAUUGAAGACUCGCUCCGCGAACGCAUUAUCGGUCAGGAUGAAGCGCUUGCCUCCAUUGGUGAAGCUGUGCGUCUGAGCCGAGCAGGGCUUCACUCCUCGAAGCGACCGUUGGCAUCAUUUAUGUUCCUGGGCGGCACAGGUGUUGGCAAGACAGAAGCAGCCAAAGGCCUUGCGCAGUUCCUGUUCGAUUCAGAAAAGCUGGUACAAAUUAAUUGCUCUGAACUGAGUGAGCCUCACUCUGUCUCGAAGCUUGUCGGCGCGCCCCCCGGUUAUGUGGGACAUGAAGAUGGUGGACAGCUCACGGAAAAGGUGCGCCGCCAGCCGUACUCAGUUGUUCUGUUUGAUGAAAUUGAAAAGGCGAAUCGUAGCAUCCACACGCUUUUGCUUCAGGUGCUCGAUGAGGGUCGCUUGCAAGACUCGCAGGGCCGACAAGUCGAUUUCCGCCAGACGAUCAUCAUUCUCACAUCCAAUGUGGGAGCCGACGUUCUGUACCAGCCAGGAGCGACUGAUGCGACUGGCCAUGUCACCGAAGAGUCGCGUGAAAAGGUCAUGGCGGAUGUGCAGCGAGCCUUCCCACCUGAGCUUCUGAACCGCCUAGACGAGCAGAUCGUUUUCAAUAACCUCGCACCUGAGACGCUCCAUGGUAUUGUGAACAUUCGAUUGAAGGAAAUUGACGCACGGCUGCAUGACAAGCGCGUCACGCUGCGUGUGGAUGAAGCUGCGCGCAACUGGCUUGCCAAGAAGGGUUAUGACCCUGCUUAUGGUGCACGUCCGCUCAAUCGUCUGAUCCAAAAGCGUCUUCUGAAUCCACUGGCUUCCAAUAUCAUUCAGGGUAAAGUCCUUGAGGGCGACACGGUAGAGGUUCAUGUGGACGAGUCGGCGAAUGCGUUAACGCUGGAUGUGCUGACUGGACCACAUCAUGAAGCUGAUGCUAAUCCAGACGCUGCCUCUGCACAGUAG